CAUGUGGAAAGCAAACAGGAGAUCACAUAGAUUUGAGAGCUCAUCCCCUCUUAUAAACAGCAUCAGAGGAUUGCAGAGAGAUUGUAAGAAAGAGAAAGAAAAGCCGAGAGCAUAUAUUAGACUAGAGAGAAAAAAAGCAACAAAGCUGAAAAGAUAAAAAAGCUAGCAAUCGAGAUAGAGUGAAAGAAUCCAUGGUUUCUAGGGAGCACAAGAGAGCAGCAGCGAUACUGCAUGAGAAGCUGCACCUCCUUCGUUCUAUUACUAACUCUCAUGCUCUAAACAGGACCUCAAUCAUAGUAGAUGCAUCCAAAUACAUUGUAGAGCUAAAACAAAAAGUAGAAAGACUCAAUCAAGAUAUGGCAGAUAUUGCACAAACUUCAACCCACCAAAAUCCAUUGCCUAUGGUUGCAGUAGAAAACAUUGAGAAGGGGUUUCUUAUAAACGUGUUCUCAGAAAAGAGUUGCCCAGGCUUGCUUGUCUCUGUAUUGGAAACCUUUGAAGAAUUGGGGCUUAACGUGCUUGAAGCUAGGGUUUCUUGUGCUGACAGUUUCCGACUUCAAGCUGUUGGAGGAGAAAAUGAAGAAGAAGCUGGCGAAGGCAUUGAUGCUCAAUCUGUGAAACAAGCAGUUCUGCUGGCUAUUAAGAAUUGGACUGAAACAAACCAAGAUUAACUAUGAAUAAUCUAUUUGUAAUUUGUAUAUCUCCGGUUAAUUUCCAGUUUUCUUUUUCGUAGUUGAUAUGUCUCGGUUGGAUCAAUGAUGAAUUUUGUUCAUCAAUUAAGGAAUCAAAUUAAUUAAGCUUCUUAAAAAUGUUGCGUGACGAAUGGGAUGAAUAAUAACAUGUCAAAAUUUUAAUGAAAACAUAGAAUAA
Messenger RNA from Ziziphus jujuba (common jujube), 870 nucleotides. RefSeq lists its product as uncharacterized. The coding region runs from base 192 to 671 and encodes 159 amino acids. The record is from RefSeq and is a predicted model, not a curated record. The transcript has 4 exons. Lineage: Eukaryota; Viridiplantae; Streptophyta; Magnoliopsida; Rosales; Rhamnaceae. Gene Ontology annotation, biological process: regulation of DNA-templated transcription. Gene Ontology annotation, molecular function: DNA-binding transcription factor activity; sequence-specific DNA binding. Gene Ontology annotation, cellular component: nucleus.